AAUAGUGCGUUUGACGUGUGUUCCUACGUUGACUGUUUUCGUCGUGCCUCUAGUUGUUAUCAGAUUAGAUAAAUUGUGAGGUUACGGUAAAUGUUAAAUUCGUAGAAAAUUGAUGUGACAGUCGUUGUCAAUAACUACGCAGUUUAAUAUUCAGUCAGAGAUUCGAGAAUGUUAAUUUUUUCUGCAAAAUAAUAACAAUGAUGCUCGGGAAGGCUUGCCAUGCGUAGGAAUCACUGCAUCGGCUUCAUCUUCCUGUCUCUGACCGUGUGGAGCGUCGUGACGUACUUCCUCUUCCUGCAGCGCCCCCUGGGCACCAGGUUCUCCGAGGUGAGUGCCCCGCCUGCCGUGCUUCGUCCCGUCUCGCUGCUCGCGUCUCUAACGGCCGAUGGAGCAGCCGUCGAGGGAAUCAAAGUUCAACUUUUAGUUGCAAGAAAAGGAAAUUCAGUUUUUAUUCAGGAAACGUAGAAAAAUCAGGUUGCGGUUGCUGGCAAGAGUAACAACGUAGAGUUGCAUUAUAGAAGAAAAGAUCGCCACAUUGAGUUAUCGAUUGUAUAGAUGGCAGCACCAAAUAAAAACUAGUUUUACCACAGACAUGGAUUACAGUGAAGGAAAACAACCCAUAUGGCAAGUCGCAUGCUGCAAGGAAGUGAUAUAUCAUGCAGUUGAGAGGGAGGCGGCCGUGCAGCAGCGCCUGAAGGAGCUGGAGCAGGGCGUGAGGCAGCAGUCGGCAGACAGCGAGCAGCUCGUCAGGCAGCUGCAGCGCACCGUCCACCAGCGGCAGCAGCUGGCUGUGGCGGAUGCUGUGAAGAGACGCGUGGAAGAUGCAGAGGCGGACCAGCUCACGGAUGAGGAGAAGUUGCAGCAGGAGAAGGUGAGGCAGCUGCGCGCGCGCGCGGGGCAGCGGCUGGCGGGGGGAGCGCCCGUGCUCGCCGUGCUGGUGUUUGCCUGCAACCGGGUGACGGUCAGCAAGUGCCUGGACCAGCUGCUGCGCUACCGGCCGUCGGCGCAGCAGUUCCCGAUCGUCGUGAGCCAGGACUGCGCGCACCAGCCGACGGCCGGCGCCAUCGCCGCCUACGGGGACAGGGUGUUCCACAUUCAGCAACCAGACCAGAGUGAGAUUGUGGUUCUCCCGAAGGAGAAGAAAUUCAAGGGUUACUACAAGAUCUCUCGUCACUAUGGCUGGGCGCUCAACCAGACUUUCUUCAACUUCAACUUCGACACAGUCAUCAUUGUUGAAGACGACCUGGACGUGUCGCCCGACCUGUUCGAGUACUUCCUGGGCACGUACGCGCUGCUGCAGCGCGACCCCACGCUGUGGUGCGUGUCGGCGUGGAACGACAACGGCAAGGUGGGGCUGGUGGACGAGGGCGCGCCGGAGAUGCUGCACCGCACGGACUUCUUCCCCGGCCUGGGCUGGAUGCUGCGCCGCGCCGUGUGGGAGGAGCUGGCGCCCAAGUGGCCGGCCGCGUACUGGGACGACUGGAUCCGACAGCCGGAGCAGCGGCGCGGCCGAGCGUGCAUCCGGCCCGAGCUGUCGCGCACACGCACCUUCGGCAAGGUCGGCGUCAGCAACGGCCACUUCUACGAGAAGCAUCUCAAGUUCAUCAAACUCAAUGAGAAAUUUGUGCCUUUUACGCAGAUGAACCUGACUUAUUUACUGAAGGACAACUACGACCAGCAGUUCGUGAAGUGGGUGUACGAGAGCCCCGUGGUGACGUACCAGGAGCUGAAGAGUGGCUCCGUGGCCCACGAGGGUCCCGUGCGCAUCCCCUACCACACCAACGACAUGUACAAGCGCACCGCCAAGAUGCUGGGGCUCAUGGACGACUUCCGGAGCGGGGUCCCGCGCACGGGCUACCGCGGGGUCGUCAGCUUCAUGUACAAGGGCCGGCGAGUGUUCCUGGCACCCAAUGCCAACUGGAAGGGCUACGACCCCGGCUGGAGCUAGCACUAGCCGCGCCCGCAGGCGUCGGUUCCACACUCGCAGCGCAUCACCUUCUGCCAGCAUCGUUUCCUCGGUCGCAGGAUCGACACAAAUCUUUAUUUCCGUCUCUGAUGAGAAGUGUGGCUGGGCUUCUGCAACUUGUUUUUCCCGGGCCGUACGCAUUGUCGAACCGUGUAGAAGCUGUAGGCACCGUGUGGAUUCUUUCCUUCGCGGCUUUGACAUUUCUCGGUUGGCUUCUGAAGUGGGUACUCGCUCCUCGACGAGGCUUUUUGGCUCAUGGUACUUUUCAGGAGCAUUGUAAUAGUAACGCUGUCACCUGUGCAGGCAAAAAUUUAAUUUUAUAACUACGGAGCGGUGUGAGAAGCUUACUGUUUUGGGAUUUCAAGAGAUCACACAAAAAAAAAAAUUGGAAACAGAUAGCAAAUAGAUUGCAUAUUAUAAUGUGAAUAAGUAAACGGAGGGCAAGCAAAUAAACUCCUUUAAUAAUUAUGCUAAUGAUUACUUAGUCAGAGGUGUUUCUGUGUCACUGAGGCGGGAUGAUAAGUGCGAUGUUCACUGCUGCUUCUAGUGCGGUGUCGCCUCCAAGUACGUCUAAGACUGUCGUCGGACAAAUAUGAGAUUUGAGCAGUGACUGUAACAUUAUACGACAAAGAAAUAAAGAUAAAUGUGUAAUGCAAGUCCCUACAGGCACUGCUUGGAGAGUAUUUUUUUUUUGUGCUUUCCUGUGCAGAAUACAUUGCAUAGUGUGCAAUAUGAACAACAACCUCAAAACACAAACACUAUCACUGUUUUCCAUUUCUUCCAGAGAUAUGCUCAUAGUGUGUGUAGGCUUCAAAUUUUUGAAUUCUUCUGACACACCCAAGAAUCCAACCGGAAAACAUAUUUGUUCCCACGUGAUGUCCUGCCUGUGGACGAGUUGACAUAGCCGUGGCCGAAGUGUAGAAGUCUGACGUGGACCGAUGUGCCGGUCGCUUGUACCCCUUCCGAAGCCAGCCGUGGCAUACAAGCAUAGCUACCAGCUAGUCAGCUUCCACGAUUUGACAAGAGUGCUACCUGCUCCAUUUUUUUUAUAUGUAUUUACUCAUUCAUGUGAUAUUUAAACUGUUGUUAAGUGCACACUUGGUUCUAUUGCUCUGAAUGUGGGUCACACUGACAAGUUGCUGUAGCUGCGUUGCUGGCUUUUUAGACACGCCGGUCUUGCAGUGUGCCGUUCUGGCCGAGAUCGCGGUUUCAGGUAAAUUACUGUGCGUGGAACGUAGGUAUCGAUUAGCUUUUCAUGAAGGUGAUCGGAGGUGGCGACUGAUGAUACGGCGUAGCGUACAUUCCGAGCAGUAGCACUGAGAUCUUUUGAUAUUUAUGUUCGUGUGUGUUGUUCUUGUUUCAGUCGCACAGCUCUGUGUGCAAGGCCACUUGCAUGUGUCCAUUGGUUCGAACAGUUUGACCUCGCAUCUUGUAUUUUUGUGUUUGUGUAUUUAUUUAUUGCUGAAAUCUGCAGUUUCCAUAGAUUAUUUGUUAGGGCUGAAUUGCCAAAACUUUAUUUACUGCCGUCAACUCGUCAGUUUCCUUCGUGGACAGUGUUGCGAGUGUCCUUGCAUGUGUGAGGUCGACUCUUGCCGUUCUUGGUUUGUAAAGUGUUAUUUCUUAUUUGUGUUCCUUGAGUGUUACUAGGGAUGGUGAUGUAUUGCGAAUACUUCCAGCACCAAGAUAUAGAUACUGUCUCAUGGCUUUCAUGAUUAAAUUACACUUUGUUCUAGCUAAGCAGGUUCGUAUAGAAUCAUAUCUGAUGUGAAAGUAAUGCUGCCAUAAAUUGGUUUACUUACGCAAAUAAAGCAGAAAACUGGAACCCACUUUUCCACACUUGUCAAAGUGCCAAGAAGAAACCAUGCGAAAUGCAGAUUGUGUAAGCUAGAAGCCCGAGAGAAGGGGCUGAACAGCAGGUUCUCCGAGACGGCUGUUUACGGAAGGGAAUCUACGGAUGUGUACGUAGCGUAGUGAAUUGUUACCGGUGACAUUUCUUACGUGAUACAUCAUCAUCCCAGUGUAUUAUGGGUACAUGUCACAGCUUGUUGGCUAGCGAACUUACCUAAACUACACAGUUGCAAGAUCUGGCACAUGUACCACCUAUCUUGCCUGUAUUUUUCGAUUUUGUUUAAUUUUAAUUCUUGGCAUUUAAAAAAUUAGACAUUCAACAUUCAAGUAUGUUAUGAAUCUUGGCUCUGUGAAAGUGAUAUUUAUUAUAUAGUCUUUGAUUAUUUCAUGGAGUCAGUUGAGUAGUUUUAGCGAUGUACGUACUACGGGUAGCAACUGCACUGCAUCAUGCGCUCCCACACUCCCGGAUCAACAGUGAUAGCUACAGAUUUAGGAAGUGUUUUUUCCUCAUCUGUUAAGUUAUAAAUUUGAUAACUAUAAUUUAGAUACAUUACUUGCCAUUUAUGUACAGGCUAUAUUUCUUUUUAUAGACUUAUACAAAUAGUAAAACAUAACUUAUAAGUUACAAGUUCUCAAUCUAGAAAAUUGCGUGAAUCGAGGGAGGACAGGGCAUAUGACAUUGGGAAGGGGAAGGGGGGGGGGGGAAAUAUGUCUUAAUAUUUAUAAAAAUCUGUUAUUGUCACCAUCAAAAGAAAAUAAUUUAAGAACAGACAACAGAGUGGUUGAAAUGAAAUCCUACGUACACUUCUGGGUAAGGAUGGGAGUCAAAUAUAAAACUACAUUAUAAUCUUCUAGGAUUGAGUAUCAAAUUUUAAACCAAUGUAAUAAACCACAUCAGACUUCUUCACGAAUUUUCAAAUCAAUAAUAAAAACACUUAAAUUCACAAAAAUAAAAUUCAGUUUCAACAGUAGGGGGGGGGGGGGGGGGGGGGGCUUAGUACCACUUCAUUCUGAUGGAUAAAAUUUAGACCUUGUAUGAAACCAUCCACAGAAAUUUAAACACAACUGAUUACCAAAACAUCCAUGAAAAUGGCACUCUGCUAAUUUUCCCACAGAACCGUCUAUAGCAGUUGCCAUGGAAAACUUUCAAGGAAACUUCUUUACAAGUUUUUUGAUUUGCCUCUGGAAAUGUAGUUAAAAUAAUUUAAUGAUUAAUUUAUUUUUAAAAUUAUUAAAAAUAAACAAGUAUUUUCAAAAAAUGUAAAGUUCUGCCUGUUUUUUUUUUGAGUACCAAGGUAUUGGCCGAUGUCUGACACCAAUACCAGCAUCGUCAGAACAGCCCUAAAAUUGAAGUGAAGCAACAAUAAAAUACAUCUGAGAUGUUAGACAUCAGCAACGUCUCUUAACAAAACAAAUGCCUUGAGACGAAAUACUGGACGAACAGCAGCACUGCUGCACAUUUGACGAGGCAAAGAAAAAAGCCGGAAACAGACAUGAAAAAUUAUUCAACUUUUCACGUUGUUUAUAACUGACAUGUGUACAGUCAGAUAGCAUUUAGUUGUGGAUGCCAUCCUUUCUCGUGCUCUCAUGUAAUAACAGUUACUAGUCCAGAGAAAACUACCUAUCUUUGCAUUACCAUGUACCACUUUGUUGACAUAUUUUAUUAGUUUUCACCCGCUUGAAAAGUGCUCUCCACUGUAAAGUACGGUAAAAUGUAACAUCUGCAAGAUGCUCUGUUACAUAAUUUCCAAGUAAACCAAAAAUUGUCUACAUUUUAAUAGCAAAUUGUGUUAGAAGCUUGUGGAUCAUGUAAUCAAAAGUAAAUUAAUCAAAGGUCCUUUAUCAAAGACAUGUUGUAAUUUAUUUUUGUGAGCACUUCUCUUCAAACUGCCACUUUUGUUGAACCUGUUUGCACAGAAAAUGUAGGAAUGCACUGCAGAGGGGCUUGCCCAGUUAGCAUGUUCCGAGAAUAGCUUGACAUCAUUCCUGUUCCUCUUGCUGGCAUCUACAGUUCCUCCGAGUCCUUCGGGAAGAAAAUGUAUCAAGUAGGGAAAAAAAACUGGUUUUCUUGGUUAAAUUCUGACCCAACUACUUAGUCCCAGGUAAACAAAGUACAUAGUUUGUCUUUGAAAAUGCAUUUUAUUCAAGCGCUAGAAAUGUAAACUCUUGUAAUCAUUGACAUUUCUGGUUCUAGCUUGAUGCAUUUAAGUAUUAUCUUUCUAGUUUGCUGAGCCCAAGUUCUGUACAAGGUUGUGUUCAAAAUAUUGUAACUGAAUUAUAGAUAAGGACUUGCUUAGAGUGCAAUCUUACUGGCAUAUUUAUUUGAUCAAGCAUCAGAUAUGCAUAUUGCCAAUUGUGUUUUAAUUAUUGUAAACACGGGAGAUAUGUGAUACAUUGUUUCAACUGUUAGCACGUCCAAUUGCUGUUACUAUUGCAUGGCAUUUAGUAGAAUGUCACUUGUUAAAAUACUGUUACUAAACACUACCUGUAAAAAUCAUUUAUUGUACAUAGAGCAUUUAUGAAUUUUCAGACUAAGAAGUAAAGUCGAGAAAGGUU
Molecule: messenger RNA, 6370 nt
Organism: Bacillus rossius redtenbacheri
Lineage: Eukaryota; Metazoa; Arthropoda; Insecta; Phasmatodea; Bacillidae
Product: alpha-1,3-mannosyl-glycoprotein 2-beta-N-acetylglucosaminyltransferase
Exons: 11
Coding region: 593-1948 (451 amino acids)
Biological process (GO): protein N-linked glycosylation
Cellular component (GO): Golgi apparatus
Molecular function (GO): alpha-1,3-mannosylglycoprotein 2-beta-N-acetylglucosaminyltransferase activity
Source: RefSeq, a predicted model, not a curated record